This is a messenger RNA of Eriocheir sinensis (Chinese mitten crab), 2792 nucleotides long. RefSeq names its product glycine receptor subunit alphaZ1-like. NCBI's taxonomy places the organism in Eukaryota, Metazoa, Arthropoda, Malacostraca, Decapoda, Varunidae. Gene Ontology annotation, biological process: regulation of membrane potential; chemical synaptic transmission; nervous system process. Gene Ontology annotation, cellular component: synapse; membrane; neuron projection. Gene Ontology annotation, molecular function: transmembrane signaling receptor activity; extracellular ligand-gated monoatomic ion channel activity; neurotransmitter receptor activity. The record is from RefSeq and is a predicted model, not a curated record. The transcript is spliced from 6 exons. Bases 382 to 2409 code for a protein of 675 amino acids.
GAGCAGGCAGGAGCAAUCAGGGGUCAGAGAAAACAACGAGUCAACCAGGUGUCAACAGAGAUUUUUCCUUGUCCAUCAGAUGUCUGGGUGGAGCGCGUGAGGGCCGUCAUAGCUCAAAGCUGGAACUUCCAAAUUCUCGAAAAGAAACUUUGGGUGUUCAGGUGGCACCACCUGUGCUUCACGUAUGAUCACGAGCAGCGCCUGCUGAGCAGCUACGUGGACGGCCGCCUCAACGCCCGCCACGAGAUCCACAUCAACAGUUACAUUGCUGGGGACGGGGCGGUGCUCGGGCAGGGCGUCGACCCUCGGAGGAGCUUCAGUGGGAACCUUACUCAGGUCAACGUGUGGGACUACCCUCUCGCCGAGGAAGAUAUUCGCCGCAUGGCCGAGUGUGAGGAAGACAUGCAGGGUAACUAUGUCUCCUGGGACGUGGGCUGGACGCUCUUAGAAAUCACCAGUCAUGAAGUGCCUCUCCAAGACCUUUGCAAGCGUGACGACGACACUUACUACUUUUGGUUUCCGGCACUACCUUACGAAACCGCUCGCUUCCUGUGUCGGGCGCUGGGAACAAGCCUCCCGCCCGGCACUGAUAUAGAAGAAGCUAUAACCUUAACGAGAAUUGCCCAAAGGAAAUUUCAUCACACACACAGCUGCUUUUGGGAUUAUUGGAUAGCCCCUAAUGACAAAAAAGUAGAGGGUGUGUGGAUGAUGGAUGGUAUUCCUCUUCAUGAUAAUAUUGCCUGGAAGACUACUGAACCCAACGGCUUGCACUACGAAAACUGUGGCGCUUUAGCCACUGUUGGUGUCUCUGACAUCGAUUGUGAAACAAAUUUGAAAUGUGGUGUUUGUUCCUUCAACGAUCUUCAGAGGUUUGCCCUCCUAGGCACGUGCGAGUCAGAGCUGCGGAACUAUUACUACACGGCGUUCCAGCGUGAUGAGGAGGAGCUGGUCUUCAUUGGUUACGGAGCCUACCAGAUUUCGCGAUUCAACGGAACCUGGACGUUGACCGAUGUUGUCAAAGACGUGAUCAUCGCUUACCUGGAGGAGACUGAGCCAGACUAUCCAAUGGGUCGACUCUGGUGGCGGCUGGAGCAACCAGUGUGUGACCAGAGGGCCGGCGGUCGGCGGAGGAUGCUGCUGUCUCCCUGCCCGCCCGGCCACUUCACUUGCGACGACGCCACCUGCAUCCCGCUGCCGCAGCGCUGCGACCUCAAGUACGACUGUGGUGACAACAGCGACGAGCUGGAGUGCGAGUCGGUGUCCUUCCCGGACGGUUACCAGAGGCACCUGCCGCCCCGCCGCGGGGACUCGGAGGAGGCGGCGCUGCCCAUCGUGCUGACCGUCAGCGUGGAGUCGCUGGCCGUCAAGACCAUCGACAUGGUGAUGGAGGUGUCGUACCAGCUGAUGCUCACCUGGAUGGACAACCGUCUGCUGUACCAGGACCUCAAGGAGGACAGCACCCUCAAUGUGCUGCCGGCGGACGUGGUGGAGCGGCUGUGGACCCCACAGGUGGGUUUCAUCAAUACCAUCAAGAGCGAACACACCCUCAUGGACGGCGACACCAUCAUGAAGGUGGACCGCCUCGCCGACUCCAUCGGCAUGAAGCCCGCCACGUCCGCAGAAGUUGAGCUGUUCUCCGGGGUUGGCAACACGUUGACAGUAGGGAGGAAAUACGGGACAUCGUACAUGUGUGACCUCUCUCUCUUCCUCUACCCUUUCGACGUUCAACAAUGCUUUAUGCACCUCAGGAUCUCGUCCGCCACCAAGUUUUUCUUGCUGUUUGACCGGAACAUGUCCUCCGUUAACUAUACCGGCAACCACCUUCUCGUGGAGUACGAGGUGGGUGACCUUUCCCUGGUGCACGCCGACGAGGAUCAGUUCAGCGAGGUCAAGGUGAGAGUCCCGCUCACUCGGCGCGCGGGCUACGCGAUUCUCAACAUCUACCUGCCCACGCUGGUGCUCCUCGUCGUGAGCUACGUGACGCUCUUCAUCCGGCCGGCCAUCAUUGACGUGAGGAUGACCUCGGCCCUCACGGUGCAGCUCGUCAUUGCGACACUCUACUCCCAGGUGUCCGCCUCUCUGCCCAAGACUUCCUAUUUCAAGAUGGUCGACUUGUGGCUGAUUUUCUGCAUCGGCAUUACCUUCCUUACUAUCAUCUUCCACGUGGUGGUGGACAACGUGAUGCACGGACAGUCAUCUCCAGGCGGCACUAGUGUGUGGGUGAGCUCACUGGCCAAAGUUAAGCUGGGCCCGUCAGUCCCGGGAACCAUGGGUGCCACUGAGGCCUCGCAGUACCUGCCUAGGCAGGGGGUACUAGGACAGCGGGUCGUUUUGGCCACGAAGGUGAUGGUAGCGGCUGUCUUUUUCGUCUUCAACAUUGGCUACUGGGGCUUCAUACUGAGCCAGUGACGGGGUGACUUCCUGGUCCACAUGCAAAGACUGAGGGCGUUAGAAGGGUCACCACAGUGUGAAAGAUUGCUGCGGGGUUUGGACGAAGUUACGCAGCCACACGCACAGCAUAUAUUCCAUCACUGUUUAUCUGGCGACACCUGCCUACCAUACCUAGUAUAGGCUGCACUGUAAGAUAAUGAUUUCCUCCUUAAUAGCACAUCGUGACUACCUACCGUGUUGAUGUAUCUAUGUUAUAAUGGAUAGCCUCUGGUUGUAUUAUAAUUGUAUUGCGUACGUAAGACAAUCCCUACAGAGUGGAGCUGAAUCUGUGAUUUCCUUAACUUCUGAAAACUAGUCAAGAAAAUAAAUUUACACAUUUGUAAGUUGGCAAUAUAUAUGCG